AUGGAGCAGAAAUACAUUGCCUCCGGUGCCACACUCAUGGCGGCAUCAGGAGUAAAGCCCGAGUACCGCCCGGAGGUUUCAUCUGUUUUGGUCGUGUCGUUGGUGGCGGUGCGCGGGCUUGUGGAGUCGUUGUGCGAUGUCCCAUUGGCCCUAGAGCUCGUCGUCGGCGGCUGCUCCUUCAUGACUGAGACACUCCUGCCGCUUGCGAUGGAGCGGGGGGAGGCGGUGGUAGAGCGCAACCACAUGUGCCCGCGUCGCCCACCUCGCCUCACCUCGCGCCGUGUGUUGGGGCUCGACCCGCUCCGCAUCGUCGUUCCUGUUCUUGAAGACUCCGCAUGCCUGCUGCAGGACGGUGUGCGGGUCGGACUGCGCACUGCCGACGGCGCGGUGCUGCUGGGCACCGGAUGCUGCGGCUACACCGGGGACUGGUUCCCGCUGAGCCCGUGCGGCGGCGAGGUGCAGCUGACGUUCAAGGUCUACAACCAGAAGAACGGUGGCGUCACGCGCGCAUCGGCGUCUGGUCAACUCUUCCUUGAUGGCGUUGCGAAGAUGACGGAAUUGCCGCGCGCAGACACCACUGCUGCUGACGGCUUCCUUCCCAUGCCCGUAGCAAAGAAUGGUGGCGCGCGGUGCUCGCAAUCUUGGCCCCUCACCAACGCUAAACGACUGGCGCACUCGGCAGGUACCACACCGAAGAGCCAUCCUGUUAACUGCAAGAAAAGGUCUGCAGCAGACGACACCGUCUUGCUGGAUAUGCAAAGCAUCACCAGCAGACACCACGUCGCCAUGAGACCAGACGAUGCUGGUCGUUCGGGCUCUAUCGCUAGUGAUCUCACUCCGGAAGUGCAUCGACAUAUGCUUUCUGGAAUGAUUACCGCAGAUGAGAAUCACACCGCCACAGGCAGCAACAGCUGCUCUUUCAGUAAGGCUCGAAGACGCGAGUGCCAGCCACGAAGCCUCGUCUACUCGCACAUUCGUGUGAGCGGGUUUCUUCCACUCUCCCCACACGGCCGCUGGCGGCUGGAGUUCACGUGGCCGCAUCCGCAGGUGUCCCUCAUGAAGAGGACAAUAUGGAUCCCACCAAACGUGGAUGCGAACGGCGCCGCGGCGGUGAGGGAGACGCUCUCCGUCGAACUUCCCUUGUUUGUGCGCGGGGAGGUGCAGACGUACGUGCACGCGGUCUGGUCGGGCAGCAGCGGCGAUGACCCCAGGACGCACCUGCACAUGCAGGUAGACUUCGAUCCCAUCAUUGUGGACGUGCAGGACUGCGAGAUAAAUAGGGAGGAGCAGCGGCGCCACGGCCCCAUGCUGGCGGAUGCGCUGCCGCUGACUGUAUCUGACCUCUCCGUGCAGCUCAUGGUGAAGCUGGAGUUCUACGAGCCCCAGCGGGACGGCCAUAGCGGACGCCCAACUAGCGCUUUCCCGCAUCGUCGCAACAACCCGACGCCGGACGACGACGACGACGACGAGGACAAGGAUGAGGAUGAGGAUGAACAGCCACUACUGCAGGGGAAGCAGGAGAAGCAGAAGAAGCAAGCGCAGUUGACAACAAAAGGCUCCCAUGAGGUGCCAGCGGCGCAGCAGGGUACCACACUCUCGUUGCCGUCCUUGUCCUCGCCCUCCACGCCGCAGCGCAUCGAUGCGAGACGGGACACGCAGCCUGGUGGGAACAACGUGGGCGUCACAAGAAGUAACCGGUGCACAGAGAUGCCAAGAAGUAGCUCUUGCUCGAUGCCAAAGGAGGUGCGGGCCACGAGCAGUGAACCAUGCCUGCGCCACAACACCACCACACAAACAGCCGGCUUGGUGCCGUGCAACCGGCAGCUGCAACUGCAGUCUCAGGCGCAGCCACAGAAUGGGAUACGCCGAUGGAGUCCUCGACGUCUGGCAACAAACCGUGCGCGGCGGUCCUGUAACGUGCAGGACUUCGUCCCGUGCUACAGCGAACAACAGCGAAAGGCUGUGUUUAAAAUGUACGAUACAGAGGGCCGCGGGUACAUCACACAGGAGCAGCUUCUCCACUUCUGCCACGCACACGUGGCCUUGUUUGAUAGCGGGCUGAGCGACGCGAGCAUUCUGCGCGGACUAGGCCCAUAUGUGCCGUACCUGGGCCGCCAUCAGUCCACCGCCUUCUCCUCCACCUCUCUGGACCCGCGCAAACGCUGCUCAACGGCGCCGAUUGAUGGAAAAAACGCCCGGCGGACGUCGAUAUACGGAAGCGACUCACUGCAGUCGCAGUCGCUCUCGCUGACGUCGCCGACCACGCGGUCGGAGGCGGUGUCGGCGCGAACGGCCCCGGUAACCGGGGCGGGGACGAGUAUGUUUGGAUACGAGGCGGAGAGCAUCACGUACCGCGUGUUUGAGGUGAUCGCACUCCGCCUCGCCAGCAUGUAG
This is a messenger RNA of Trypanosoma grayi, 2394 nucleotides long. RefSeq lists its product as hypothetical. The transcript has a single exon. Gene Ontology annotation, molecular function: calcium ion binding. The record is from RefSeq and is a predicted model, not a curated record. Lineage: Eukaryota; Euglenozoa; Kinetoplastea; Trypanosomatida; Trypanosomatidae. Bases 1 to 2394 code for a protein of 797 amino acids.